Molecule: messenger RNA, 1629 nt
Organism: Entamoeba invadens IP1
Lineage: Eukaryota; Evosea; Mastigamoebida; Endamoebidae
Product: glutamine/asparagine-rich protein pqn-25, putative
Exons: 2
Coding region: 1-1629 (542 amino acids)
Source: RefSeq, a predicted model, not a curated record
AUGUUUGAAUAUUUCUAUAAUUUUACAAAUGGGAAAGGGUACUUGAUUUCUAAUAAAAAAUUAAUACGAUUUUGCCCACAAGGUACUCCACUUGACAAAGACGUUGUUUGUACUUUAAAGAAACCAAUGUACACACCAAACUCACCAACAAAUAUGGAAAAUGCUUUUGAUUAUCCACAUUUUACAACCAGUGUAAUCGAGGAGUUUGAUAUGGUAGAUGCUUCAUUUUUGUAUUCAACUUCAUUGAAUACAAUAACUUGUAAUUGUGAUUCUAUUUACAACUUCACUUUAUACCAAAACGUCACAAAAUUGCAAAUUGAUUGUAUUGGAAACAUCAAAUCACUCGUUUUGUAUGAAAAUACAAACAUUGUAAUUUCUAAAAACACGACUUUAAGUCGAAUUUAUUCAAUUGAUUUUAGUGAAAAUAAUAAGACUUUUAUAUUAUUAGAAAAAGUUAGUGAUAAUAAUGUAAUUAGCAAUUGCUUUCUUGUUAAAGUGACUAAUAAUAAAAUAACAGGUGUUGUUUGUCACUCUGAUUUUUUGAAUGACAAUGGAGAGUGUUUUUCUCUUGUUAUAAACUGUGGGACAUACAACAAAAACAACAAGUGUGUAUUAUGCAAAAGUGGGUAUGUUUUAAAUGAUAAUUCCAAGUGUAUUUCUUCUGAAACGUGUUUAUAUGGCACAAUAACAAAUUGUUACAAAUGUCAGAACGGAUAUAUUAGAAAUAAUAAUGAAUGUGUGUUUGAUACCAAAUGUCAAUACAGUGAUGGAAGUGUUUGUAUAAAAUAUCAUGCGGGUAAUUCAUAUAACAAAUGUGAGAGCUGUGCAUCAAACUGUACUUUAUGUGGUUAUAAUUUGUGUUUUAUUUGUAACAAUAACUUUAUUUUAAACAAUGAAACUUUAUGUGUUAAAAAGAUAGAUGUGGUUUCAAAUAAAGUUUUGAUAAUUGGUUGCAAUGAUAUGUUUUACAUAGACAAUGGUGUUUGCAACACGUGUUUAUCCAAAUUUGAAAAUUCCUUGAAUUGCGAUAAACACAACACAAUUUCAUGUGAAGUGAAUUAUACAAUUACUUAUGAGAAAAAGUGUGAAUAUUUUAUUUGUCAGAAUGAAACGUUUACUGAACAGAAUGGGAUGUUUAUUUUAGAAAAAGACAAAUGCGUGUAUAUUGUGAACAAUAAAUGUGUUGAAUGUGAAAAUAAAUACAUUCUUAAUAUUAACAGAACUUGUGUAAAUAUUACAAACGAUACUUCAACAACCGUUUGUGUAACAUAUUAUAAAUAUGCAUGCAUUUCGUGUGCAGUUGGGUAUUACCUGUCAAAUGCCCGUUGUUAUUUGUGUUCUGAAAAUUGCACCAGUUGCCAUGAAAGUGGUACAAAGUGUCUAUCAUGUAAGUCUGGAUUUUACCAAAGUGAUAUUUAUCAAUGCCAACCAAGCACUGAACUGUUAAAUAAAUGUGACAAUGUAUCAACAAUUACAACUGGGUGUUAUCAAUGCAAAGACCAGUAUUACAGAGUUGGUAUGGACUGCUUAAAAUGUCUUUUAAAUUGCUCAACGUGUAACACAAAAAAUAAAUGUUUGGCAUGCAAUUUGACGAAUUACAAAACAAAUAGCGGUGACUGUUUGCCAUAA